This is a messenger RNA of Rubroshorea leprosula, 2208 nucleotides long. NCBI's taxonomy places the organism in Eukaryota, Viridiplantae, Streptophyta, Magnoliopsida, Malvales, Dipterocarpaceae. The record is from the annotation of a GenBank genome assembly.
ACCAAAACCACCCCCACGGGGCUGGAGCGCGAAACUCCAAUCAGACAUGGCUCAGAAGCAACUGAUCGUUGCUGUUGAAGGCACUGCAGCCCUGGCCCCUUACUGGCGCACAAUCCUUCUCGAUUACUUGGAAAAAAUUGUCAGAGCUUUUGCAGGUACCAAUUCCACUGGUCAGAGGACUUGUUUUAUAUCCAAUGUUGAAUUUAAUCUGGUCGUCUUCUACAGUCAUGGAUCUCAUUCUGCUUGCCUAGUACAACGCAGUGCCUGGACAAAUGAUGUUGAUAUUUUCUUACAAUGGCUGUCAGCCUUACGUUUUUCUGGUUGUGUCUCCAAUGAUGCCGCGAUUGCGGAAGGGCUUUCUGAAGCACUUAUGUUAUUUCAUAUCAUUCCAAAUGAGAGCCAAAAUAAAAAAUACGUGGAUUUCCGAAGGCACUGCAUUCUCGUCGCUGCUAGCAAUCCUCAUCCAUUGCCUACACCUGUCUGUCGACCACAAAUCCAAAACUUGGAACCAAGUGAGAAUACAGAGGCACAAACAGAAAGUUAUUUAUCUGAUGUUGACACCGUAGCAAAAUUGUUUCCUCGGUGUUCUGUCUCUUUAUCUGUCAUAUGUCCAAAGCAGCUCCCGAAACUUAGAGAUAUCUACAAUGGGGGAAAGCAAAGUCCCCAAGCCCCAGAUCCACCAACUUACAGUGUCAAAAACCCUUCUUUUCUUGUUCUCAUCUCAGAGAACUUUAUGGAGGCUCGUGCUGCCUUAAGUUUUUCAGGCGUUAUGAGUUUGGCUCCAUAUCAGAGUCCAGUGAAAAUGGAUGUAGCUCCUGUGACCUCAGCUUCAGGGCCAUCCCCAACUUCUAUUCCACCAGUGAAUGGAUCUCUCAUGAACUGGUUACCAGUUUCUGUCGAAAAUGUCCCCACUGCCAAUGUUAAAGUUGAACCAACAACUGUAACUUCCAUGAUUGGCAGUCCUGCUUUUCUGCAUACUCCAUCUGUUCCAUGUGCUCCUCAAGCCGUUCCAAGCUUACAAAAAUCUUCUCCAUUAACUACUUCUCAAGUGAUGAUGGCAAGUGGUGGCAAUGUGCAAGAUGUAAAACCCAUUGUAAGUUGUAUGACACAGCCCUUGCAUCCUGUGCCUCAAGCACAAGUGAUGAACUCUGCUGCCCUCACUGGAGGAACUGGCAACAUGAUUCCAAAUCCACAUAUGCCUCAACAAGUACAAUCUGGGCUGUCACCUGGUGUGAACGAUAGUUCAGCAGCAAGCAUGCCAUUGUCGCAACAGAACUAUGUUAAAGCCUGGGAGGGAAAUUUAUUUGGACAAAGACAAAAUCAGCCUGUGUUUAUCACCAGAUUAGAAGGAUAUAGAAGUUCUUCAGCUUCUGAAGCACUUGCAGCAGACUGGCCACCAACCAUGCAAAUAGUCCGUCUUAUAUCUCAAGACCGUGUGAAUAUCAAGCAGCAUAUUGCAAAGGUAGACAUUUUUGUUUUUCAGGCACUGUUUCAACAUGCCUUUCUUUACCAGCUACUUGAAAGGAAGCUUGGUGCAGUUAUCCAACUACCAUCUCAGACGUUGCUGCUUUCAGUUUUUGAAAACAAGCCCUGUUGCUUGGUUGGAAUGCUUGUCCCUGCGAAUAUGGUUGUGUUUAAGCGACAAUUGCCUAGCCAUCAGCAACAACUUCAACAAUGGCAACACCAGCAGCUGCAACCACAGCAACACUCACUGAAACAGCAGCAACAGCUUCAGCUACUGAAACAACAGGAGGGGCAGCUUCCACGGCAACAGCUUGAACAGCAGCUCAUUCAGCUUGAGCAGCAGCAGAAUCGGCGGCCACAGAUUCUGCUACAGCAACAGCAGCAGCAGCAGCUUGUACGACAGCAACAGAUGGUCGGUUCAGGAAUGAACCCAGCUUACUUUCAAGGCCCAGGCAGGUCAGAUUCAGAAUUAGUUUCUCAAGGGCAGGUCAAAGGGCCCACCUAACAUGCCUGGUGGUGGCUUCAUGUGCUUAAACCACACCUUGAAAAUUUGAUGCAAGCUUAUUAGGUCUUAAAUAGUUUUGUAGAAUUGACAGAAACAACAGGUUUUCGUUAUCAGUAUUUUUAUGGCUGCAUAAUGAACAGAUGAUGUAAUUCGUCCAGUCCCAUGCGGAUUCCUUUUAGUUUGAUAGCAGAUGAAGCAAAGCCACCAUUGCAGUUGCAGUACCCCACCAUGAAUUUCAU